AUGAGCACCAAACCGCUCAGCGAGCUCUCAGACCUCGAAAUCUCCUCUCUCACUCAAGAGCUCAAGGAAUCCGAAGCCUCCAAGCGGCCCCUCGUCGGCCCUCUCGAACCUCUCGACCACCUCGCUCAAGAGUUCCCGCCCGACUCGCUCUACCGCAACAAGGUCUCCCGCCUCCAGUCGGACGGCUGGUCGGGAAUCAGACGUGCGAGAGGAGACGGCGACUGCUUCUACAGGUCCUUCAUCUUUGCCCUCCUCGAAGCCUACCUCCCGCUCCACCCUUCUCACGCCGCCCACCUCUUGACCAAAGUCGAGUCGCUCCUCCCGCUCCUCACCGCGUGCGGGUUCGACGAGUCCGUGUGGGAGGACUUUCACGAGCCGCUCCGGCGCCUCCUGCACCGCAUGGGUCCCGAGGAGAAGGACGGUGGCAAGCGCAAGGACGGCGAGCCCAAGCUCACGCGCGACGGGCUCGUCGAGGCGUUCAACGACCCCGAGACCAACAGCUGCAUCAUCGUCAUCCUGCGCCUCAUCACGUCGGCGUACCUGCGCACGCACGAGGACGAGUUUGCGCCGUUCCUGUUCGCCCUCGACGACGACCCGCGCUUCCUCGCCGACGGCGGCGCGCCCACCAUGCGCCAGUUCUGCGCCGACCAGGUCGAGGCCGUCGCCCGCGAGGCCGACCACCUCGCCAUCGCCGCCCUCACGCGCGCGCUCCAGGUCCCGCUCCGCAUCGCCUACCUCGAUCAGUCGCUCUUGGGCGCACAGCAGCUCGCGCCGGGCGGCGAGGGCGCCUCGAGCGCCGAGGCCGAGGUCAACUUUUUCGAGUUUGAGGACGAGGCGGCGAGGAGGGGAGAGAAGGGCAUCGAGGGCGGUUUGCUGUACCGUCCGGGUCACUACGACAUCCUGUACCGGUGAGCGCGCAGGUCGCGCUCCCCUCGUCGCAAUGCACUUGCUUUUCUCUCCCU
Molecule: messenger RNA, 962 nt
Organism: Rhodotorula graminis WP1
Lineage: Eukaryota; Fungi; Basidiomycota; Microbotryomycetes; Sporidiobolales; Sporidiobolaceae
Exons: 5
Coding region: 1-912 (303 amino acids)
Biological process (GO): protein K48-linked deubiquitination
Cellular component (GO): nucleus
Molecular function (GO): ubiquitin binding; cysteine-type deubiquitinase activity
Source: RefSeq, a predicted model, not a curated record